Oncorhynchus kisutch (coho salmon) is the source of this 1527-nucleotide messenger RNA. RefSeq names its product glucose-induced degradation protein 8-B homolog. The transcript has 5 exons. Bases 147 to 836 code for a protein of 229 amino acids. Lineage: Eukaryota; Metazoa; Chordata; Actinopteri; Salmoniformes; Salmonidae. The record is from RefSeq and is a predicted model, not a curated record. Gene Ontology annotation, molecular function: protein binding.
UGUUAUUCCUUAUUGUAUUGUACUUUUCGUUCAUGUGUCAAAUUGAGCUUUCGGAUGUUAAAAUUACACGUUGGUGGGUGAUGCACCAACAAGCAGUUUGCUAGCUUAACGUUAGCUAACAACACAACAAGUCAUUUCAGGAUCCAAUGAUGAGUUACGUGGAAAAGCCUGAAGACAUUACGAAAGACGCAUGGAUGGACAAACUGAACAAUGUACAAAUACAGAGGGCUGACAUGAACCGGCUUAUUAUGAAUUACCUGGUGACAGAGGGGUUUAAAGAGGCAGCUGAGAAGUUCCGGAUGGAGUCUGGGAUCGAGCCCAGUGUGGACCUGGACUCGCUGGAUGAGAGGAUAAAGAUCAGAGAGAUGAUCCUAAAGGGGAAAAUACAGGAGGCCAUCGCACUCAUCAACCACUUACACCCAGAACUGCUUGACACCAAGCGCUACCUGUACUUUCACCUGCAACAACAGCACUUGAUUGAGUUAAUCCGACUGCGGGAGACGGAGUCUGCUUUGGAGUUUGCCCAGACACAACUGGCAGAGCAGGGUGAGGAGAGCAGAGAGUGCUUGACAGAGAUGGAGAGGACGCUGGCACUUCUUGCCUUCGAUACCCCAGAGGAGUCGCCCUUUGGAGACCUGCUAAACAUGAUGCAGCGACAGAAGGUGUGGAGUGAGGUGAACCAGGCUGUGUUGGACUACGAGAACAGGGAGUCAACGCCCAAGCUGGCCAAGCUACUCAAGCUGCUGUUGUGGGCUCAGAACGAGCUGGACCAGAAGAAAGUGAAAUACCCCAAAAUGACAGACCUCAGCAAAGGCAUUAUUGAGGAUCCCAAGUGAAAUGACGAGCAGUGACAUGGACUACCAUACUUUCUCCUAUUUAUAAUCCGUGAAAGACUGGAUGAUAACGGAAAAAUAACAUGUAUAUAAAUGCUUUUUUCAUGUUGCAUAUAUGAGAGGACUUAAUUGAGUGUGCAAAUGCUAUAUGGCUGUAAAAAAAGAAGUGUAAAACACGAUUUAAACAUUUCAACAGAGUACCCACAUUUAUAUACACUUUGAGAGACCACACAUUUAAAUGGCUGGUUUAUAUUUGAUUACCUGAGAAAUUGGUAUUAAUCAAUUUUACUUGAGUGUCAUGGUCAGUUCUGAAUUUUAAUUAGUUUUUUAAGCCACUUGAGUCACCACGUUGAGUGUGGGUGUUAGGCUUUUAUACAAACCAUAUAGUUAAAGGUCCAAUGUAGCUGUUUAUUUUAUUUUUAUCUCUAUAAAAUCAUUUCUGGGUAACAAUUAAGUAUGUGACUGUUCAAUUAAAGUGGUCAACAGGAAAUAAAUGGCUUCUUGGUGAAGAGCAAUUCCUCAACCAAGAAUUUUGGGGAGGGUAAAACAGAACUAUCUAUUGACAGAGCUCUUUCUUAUUGGUGAUGUUACCAGACAGGCCAAAACUCUGAGGCAGUCUUUUCAAACAGCUCUUACACUACCACCUUUUUCAAAACGUCAGUAUUUCAACCUCUGUGGAAAUAUGUAUAUUAAA